AUGGCUUUGGACUCGUUGGACUUGUACGUGGUGGUUGUGUUGGCCGUCGCCGUGGCGGCCUACUACUUGAAAGACCAGUUUUUCGCAAAGUCGGAAACGUCGGGGUUUUUGUCGAAUGAUGCCGCCUCCGGCGGCAUCAACUCGAGAAACAUUGUCGAGGUUCUCGCCAAAAACAACAAGAAUGCCCUCUUGUUGUUUGGCUCGCAAACAGGCACCGCCGAGGACUACUGCAACAAGAUGUCGCGCGAGUUGAGCUCGAGGUUUGGCCUCAAGACGAUGGUGGCGGACUUUGCCGACUACGACUGGGACAAGUUUGAGGAGAUUAACGAGGAAACGUUGGUCUUUUUUUUGAUGGCCACUUAUGGCGAAGGGGAGCCUACCGAUAACGCUAUUGAUUUCAUUGAGUAUUUGGAUAACGAGGCUGACUCGUUGAGCAGGGUCAGAUUCACCGUGUUUGGCCUUGGUAACUCGACCUACGAGUUUUACAAUGCCAUUGGCAGGAAAGUCGACCAGAAGUUGGAAGAAAAGGGCGCCGAGAGGUUUGCCGAGUAUGGCGAAGGCGACGAUGGUAAAGGCUCCUUGGAUGAAGACUUCUUGACUUGGAAAGACGGCGUGUUUGACUCGUUGAGAAACAACUUGAACUUGGACGAAAAGGAGUUGAAAUAUGAACCUAGUGUGAAAUUGACCGAGCGUGACGACUUGUCAAUUGACAAUGAAUCGGUUUCCUUGGGUGAACCAAACAAGAAACACAUUGCUGGUAGCGUCGAAUUGACCAAAGGUCCCUUUGACCACACUCAUCCGUAUAUUGCCACAAUUACCCACUCCAAGGAAUUGUUCAAGUCAAAAGACCGCUCAUGUGUCCAUGUUGAAUUCGACCUUGGCGAGUCCAACUUGAAAUACUCCACCGGUGACCACUUGGCUGUGUGGCCUCAAAACUGUAACGAAAAUAUCGAACAGUUUUUAAAAGCAUUUGACUUGACUUCAAAAAGGGACACCGUUUACGACUUGAAGGCUUUGGACUCGACUUUUCAGUUGCCAUUUGCCACUCCAAUCACUUAUGAAGCCACCGUGCGCCACCACUUGGAAAUCAGCGGCGCCAUCUCGAGACAGUUUUUCCUUUCGAUUGCCGCAUUUGCCCCCGAUGAAGAAACCAAGGCCAAAGUCACCAGCUUGGCCAACGACAAGACCAAGUUUGCCGAGGCUGUCACCCACCAAAAAUACAAUAUCGCCGAUGCAUUGUUGAAGAUCUCCAACGGCAAACCAUGGCGCAACGUUCCCUUUGAGUUUUUGAUUGAAAAUGUCCAGCAUUUGACCCCGAGGUACUACUCCAUCUCCUCGUCGUCGUUGUGCGAAAAGACCAAGAUUGACAUCACCGCCGUGGUUGAAUCCGAAGUUGAAAGCGAUGGACGUGUUAUCACCGGUGUUGUGACCAACUUGUUGAAAAACAUUGAGUUGCAGCAGAAUAAAUCUAGUGCAAAACCACUCGUUAGUUACGACCUCGAUGGACCAAGAAACAAAUUCAGCAAGUUUAAAUUACCCGUGCAUGUGAGACGUUCCACGUUCAAACUCCCCACUUCGACCAAGACCCCCAUCAUCUUGGUUGGCCCCGGUACGGGAGUCGCCCCCUUGCGUGGCUUUAUCCGAGAACGAGUCCAACAGGCCAAGAACGGCAUGAACGUGGGCCCCUCGCUCUUAUUCUACGGCUGCAGAAACGAAAACGAAGACUAUUUGUACCGCGACGAGUGGCCCGAGUACGCCAAGACCCUAGGCUCCAAUUUCGAGAUCUCGUGUGCUUUCUCGAGACAGGACCCUAACAAGAAGGUCUAUGUCCAGCACAAGAUCUUGGAGCAAGCGCACAAGAUCAACAAGUUGUUACAGGAUGAAGGCGCGAUUAUUUAUGUGUGUGGAGACGCGGCGCACAUGGCGCGCGACGUGCAGGCUUCGUUUGCAAAGAUUAUCGCGGAGGAGCGUGGUGUUGCUUUGGAGAAGGCUAAUGAGUUGAUUCGGAGCUUGAAGGUGCAGAACCGGUAUCAGGAGGAUGUGUGGUAG
Messenger RNA from Lodderomyces beijingensis, 2049 nucleotides. The record is from the annotation of a GenBank genome assembly. Lineage: Eukaryota; Fungi; Ascomycota; Pichiomycetes; Serinales; Debaryomycetaceae.